UCUUAGAAUCCGCGUUACACCGAACUUCCCAGAUUCGAAUGCUAGAAUUUUCAUGCGCGCAUUCCAAAAUCCCAGCAUCCACACGCCCACAUUUCAAGCAGAGGCUCCCGCUGAGCGCAGCGAUCCCUCCCGCGCCUCUUCCCUGUGCCUAUCGAGAGAGCGCCAUCGCUAAACCCUAAAACCCUCUAAACCUCGAGCAAUAUAAAAAAAAACCCUUUAAUGGAUAUGGUCUAAGAAUUUCCAGAAAGAUCUUUUCGUUUCUCCUACGGCAUAGUACCACACUCGAUGAUUUCACGUGAAACGAAUAUACUCGCUUUUCUUUGCUUCUUUGUUUUGCGUAUCCCCGUUCUUCGUCGCGGAUGUUCUAAACCACAAAAAAAAGCAGGAAAACCACGAGAGAAUCAAGUCAAUAACAUUGACGUGUUAGAUCCAAAUCCAAGCAAGCUCUUCCAAGAAAUGUACCUCCCAAGUCGCUGCCAUGAAAGCCAGUCCCCCGUACCGCAAAAAAACUCUAAACAAAUCCCUCCACCAAAAAGCUGUCUAGGCCGCUGUGGAUGAGCUCGAAACCAUCCAUCCUGAGAGAGAGAGAGAGAGAGAGAACGUAAUGCUUUCCUCCGCAGCCUCCCGGGACCGAGUGCUCUACAGCCUCAGCAAAAUUGACAAGUAUGCCGCGCUCGCAAAAUCCCAGAAAGCUAGAGCUCCAUCCUCCAAAACCUUGUUUCACACCAGCCCCUGGAGCUAACUGGUCGUCUUUGCUCUGAUCAUCGUCCCCUUUUCCUCUGUUCUAUCCUCUCCAUACUUUUCUCCACCAUGAUUGUUAAUCCCCUUCGCGGCUAUGCCUUGAUAAGCCGCAGCUACGAGUGUCUAUGGCUUCUUCUUCUUCGUUUGCUUCCUCUUCUUCGUCUUCUCUGCUAGAACUCGUAGCAACUAUCCUGCUUGGUUUCCUCUUCACCUCUUCCAUCGGCAACCACAUCUCUCCCGGCCUGGAAACGCUCGUUAGCUUCACCUUCGAUCCUCCCUUCACCAACAAUCGUUACCUCAACGUGGAAGGAAACGCGUCCAAGACGACCGAGGACGUCGAGCUCACCACGAACUCGGUGGAUGUUGUCAUCGGCAACAGCGCUGGCAGGGCCUACUACGUCGAUCCCAUCCAGUUUCUCGACCCCGACGACAGCUCCACCUGCGUCUCCUUCAGCUCCAUCUUCACUUUCAAGCUCGUCCAGUUCAACAACUCGUCCUAUCGUCCCGGCGAUGGAAUGGCCUUCAUGAUCGUCUCGGAUCCACAGCUGCCGCUUAACAGCGCCGGAGCUUAUCUCGGUCUCACAAACGCCUCCCUGGAUGGAGACUCCAGGAACCAUUUCCUGGCCGUGGAGUUCGACACCUUUCAGGACAGCAGCGCUGGAGAUCCCGCACGCGACCAUAUUGGAGUGAACAUAAAUGGCAUCCGGUCAGUCGAUGUCUUCAAACUGGAAGGUGAACUCACAAACCUUCUUCGUAGCAAUUCCACGCUCACUGCUUGGGUUGAGUAUGAAAGCUCGCAGCAGCUGCUUGAAAUCAGAGUCAGCACUCUGUCUCAGAGACCACGUCUUCCCCUCCUGAAAUACCAGGUAGAACUCGCAGGAAUUGUCCAAGAAAAAAUGUACGUCGGCUUCUCUGCAGCCACAAGCCUCAAUUACGAGCUUCACAAGAUCCUGACAUGGAAAUUCUCGACUUACAUAAACAGCAGCGCAACCAACGGCAGCACGGAUCCAAAUUCUGCUUAUCUGCCGGAGAACAAAUCGACAGGAUGCAACAAGUGGAUCUGCAAGAAAAUGGCCAUCAUCCUUUUACCAUCCAUAGGUCUGCUUUUCCUCGCUACGGUAGUGCUGCUCUUUUGUUUCUGGAUAUCAAACGGUAAGCCGAGUAAGAACUUCACAAGCUUGCCGUCAACAGUACAGUACUUCACCUUGAAGCAGCUGAGUGCAGCUACAAGAAGCUUCAGCAGGAAAGAAAUGAUCGGAAGCGGUGGCUUCGGCAAAGUCUACAAAGGUAUUCUUCCGAAAGAUGGCACUCUCGUUGCGGUGAAACUGCUCUCGGAGGCUUCGCUGCAGAGCGAGAGGCAAUUCCUAGCAGAAUUAUCUGUGAUCGGAAGGCUGCAACACAGAAACCUGGUGAGCCUCAAAGGGUGGUGUCAUGACAAGGGGAAGCUCUUACUUGUUUACGAGUUCAUGCCGAAUGGAAGCCUCGACAAGCACCUGUUUUCAGCCGACAUAACUCUUCUUUGGCAGCAGCGUUUCCACAUUCUCAAAGGCGUUGGUGAAGCUCUCACUUUCCUACACGAUGGAUGGGAGCAACGAGUGAUUCACAGGGACGUCAAAGCCGCAAACGUGCUCUUGGACAGCAAGUUCACGGCAAGGCUGGGGGACUUCGGUCUGGCUCGGCUCAUGGAACACAGCAGAGGUCCGCAAACAAUGACAAAGGCUGGAACGACAGGCUACAUAGCUCCGGAGCUGGCUUACACCGGGAGAGCCACCGAGAAGUCAGAUGUGUACAGUUUCGGAAUUCUUGCAUUGGAAGUGGUGUCUGGGCGACGAGCACUCGACUUAGACUUUGAGUUCGACAAAGAAGGAGUCUUGCUGCUUGACUGGAUAUGGCAAAUGCACGAGAGGGGGAGACUGAUGGAGGUGGUGGACGCGAAGCUACAGGAUGACUUCGACGUAGAACAGGUGACCGUGGUGCUUUACAUGGCUUUGCAGUGCUGCCAUCCGGAUGCAAACGACAGACCGACCAUGCGCAAGUGUUGCCAAAUGCUUACCGGCGAUGCUGCCCCUCUAACUCCUCACGCCUCAAGGCCUAUGACUCUGUAUUACUAUCCGGACACGCCAGUAAUCCCUUCCAGCUGCUCAACCUCAGAGUACCCGUUCAGCUCCUCACAACAGCAACCCCUGUAAAAACUCGAUCAAGCAAGCUGUCAAAACGAAAGAUAUCAAAGAAGUUACCUUGUAGAGAGAGCCAGUGAUGAUAAGUCCAAAGCUAAGUCACAAAUACAAAAGCAGCAAUAGAAAAAACAUCGACCAAUGAUUACGUACCAAAAA
This is a messenger RNA of Selaginella moellendorffii, 3074 nucleotides long. RefSeq names its product L-type lectin-domain containing receptor kinase VIII.1-like. The record is from RefSeq and is a predicted model, not a curated record. The transcript has a single exon. Gene Ontology annotation, cellular component: plasma membrane. Gene Ontology annotation, molecular function: carbohydrate binding; ATP binding; protein kinase activity. NCBI's taxonomy places the organism in Eukaryota, Viridiplantae, Streptophyta, Lycopodiopsida, Selaginellales, Selaginellaceae. Gene Ontology annotation, biological process: protein phosphorylation. Bases 867 to 2930 code for a protein of 687 amino acids.